Messenger RNA from Mizuhopecten yessoensis (Yesso scallop), 1805 nucleotides. Its product is annotated as leucine-rich repeat-containing protein 20-like. The record is from RefSeq and is a predicted model, not a curated record. The coding region runs from base 39 to 596 and encodes 185 amino acids. Gene Ontology annotation, cellular component: extracellular matrix. Gene Ontology annotation, molecular function: protein binding. Lineage: Eukaryota; Metazoa; Mollusca; Bivalvia; Pectinida; Pectinidae. The transcript is spliced from 4 exons.
UCGGCAUGAACUAGUGAGCUAUAUUUAGAAAAGGAGGUAUGGCGACAGAGGUGCAGAGGAAAGCAGCAUCGGAAGUUGCUGAAAUUUCUAGACGUCUUCAAACAGCUAAGGAAAAUGGUGCUUUAGAUCUGUCUGGCUGUGGUCUGAUGAAGGUGCCUGAUGCCGUUUACAUGGUACUGAGGGGGACAACUAUACAGACAUGUAACUUAUCACAGAACCAGCUACAGAAAGUCCCACCAAAGUUGCCAGUUAACUUGAACCAGCUCCAAGAACUUAAUCUCAGUAAAAACUCGAUAUCUGAGUUACCAGAAAAAAUGGCAGGGAUGUCAGAGCUGAAGGUGUUGGACCUUUCUAUGAACCGCCUUAGUGUAGUACCACCAGUGGUUUACCAGUGUGGUAAUCUACUGGUACUGAAGAUGAGCAGGAAUGCAAUCUCUGAAAUUGACGUCGAUAAGCUAGUGAAGAUGCAAUCUCUACAGGAAGUUGAUCUCUGUGGUAACCCCUUGUCACCGGUAGGAAAGAACAGCCUGCUCGAGACAAGAUUCAACGUUCUUUUUGAUGACAUCGAGAGUGAAGAGAGUAUGAGUGUUGAUUAAAUAAUACUGCGCCCAUGUCGUAACGCGAUAAUGACGUUUAUGUAAUGUCUGCUUAUCAUUUUGUGAAAACAGAGUGUAAACGUGUAAGAGUCUGCACUUAUUGGUCUUGUUGAAUCACCAUUCCCUUAAUACUGACGUAGUUGAUAAUGCCCUUAUAUUUGGGUUUAAUGUAUAUUGGUUUAUUUUCGACGCACCAUUCCCGACUUAGUAGAUGAUACGCUUAUCUUUAGAUUUUAUCUUCGACGCAGUGUAAUUAUUCUGAUGCAUAAUGUAAUAUAGUACUUUAAAGAUAACUGAAACGAAACGAGUAUCGCAAGCCAAGAAAAAGGCAUAGAAAUUGACAUUUAGAAAUUGACCUUUAGAAAUUGACCUUCGUUACCUUUCAGUAUUUACAGCACUGUAAAGUGUAUGAUGUCGUAAUGUUUACAGAGGCUGCCACUACCUGCGAUAUGUGAAGUCGCGUAAUUCUGCUUAAUGGGUUUUCAUAAAUCACCUUUAAGGCACCAAACUUUAUUGUGGAUGAAAUAUUAUUUAGGAAUUGUAUAAAGUAUCUUUGAUUUAGAUGUUUUCUUUAAUUAUACUCUAAAGGUGCAGAUUUUCGCGGUGUGGCCAUGUUCGCAUUUUUUUCCGCGUGGAGUUAACUAACGAGAGAGCCUUCACACGCUUAUAUUUAUAAGGUAGAUAAAUAUAAUAUAUAAACUUAAGAGAUUUUAGGAAAGCGAAAAUUUCAGCUCGUCGAACAAGUACGCGAACAUACAGUAUAUGAAAAUAACUGUAUCUUUCCAUAUAUAAACCUACGAGUGCGUUUUUAUAUAUGUACAUAUAAAUUAGAACUCUUGAAAUCAUUGUAUUCCAACUCUUUUGCAUUGGAAUACCAUGUACAGCGACAAUUAUUCUCAAUAUAUUUGUAAAUAUGUCUGUUCAUACAUUUAUUAAUGUCGUAUUUCUUAACCAUGCCAUGCUUUAUUGUAGCUUUAACACGAUCGAAGUGCUUACGUUUGUAACCUUGCCAUGCUUUAUUGUAGCUUUAAGACGAUUGAAGUGCUUACGUUUGUAACCUUGCCAUGCUUUAUUGUAGCUUUAAGACGAUCGAAGUGCUUACGUUUGUAAUAUAAUUGUUAAGAUAUUGAUUUCUCCUUCCAUAAUUAUCAUUGUCAUAUCAUGUCAUGAACAAUAACUGAUUUUCAUGAAAUAUAUGUAUCAAUGUCA